This is a messenger RNA of Balearica regulorum gibbericeps (East African grey crowned-crane), 321 nucleotides long. NCBI's taxonomy places the organism in Eukaryota, Metazoa, Chordata, Aves, Gruiformes, Gruidae. The record is from RefSeq and is a predicted model, not a curated record.
ACGCUGCGGGUGCGGGACUGCCGGGGCUGCACCGUGCUCUGCGGGCCUGUUUCCACCUCCGUGCUGGUGGACGGCUGCAGCGAUUGUCUCCUGGUGCUGGCCUGCCAGCAGCUCCGCACCCAUCGCACCCGCGACAGCCGGUUCUAUGUCCAUGUUACCAGCCGAGCUGUAAUCGAGGACUGCACUAAGGUCUCCUUCGCCCCCUAUGCCUGGAGCUACGCUGGUAUCGAGAGGGAUUUCGAGUCUUCUGGGCUGGACAGGAGCAGAAACAACUGGAACCUGGUGGAUGACUUUGACUGGCAACAGUACAUGAUCUCUUAG